Molecule: messenger RNA, 1269 nt
Organism: Pistacia vera
Lineage: Eukaryota; Viridiplantae; Streptophyta; Magnoliopsida; Sapindales; Anacardiaceae
Exons: 2
Coding region: 7-1269 (420 amino acids)
Source: RefSeq, a predicted model, not a curated record
AUAUUGAUGACUAUUGUUCCAUCUAAUAGUACUCAACGACUUCUUUCCUUUCACAAUCUAGAAACAUUAACUGUUAUGCACUGUUGGAAUAUGAAAAGUCUAUUUCCAGUUUCCACAGCUACUGGUCUUUUGCAACUUAAACAGCUUAAGAUGAUCUCUUGCGGGUUGGAGGAAAUUGUUGCUAAGGAGGAAGUAGAUGAGACCCCUAGAUUUUUGUUUCCCCAAUUAACCUUCCUCAUGCUUGCUAAUUUACCAGAACUCAAAUGUUUCUAUUUGGGGUUGCAUACAACGGAGUGGCCAAUGCUAGAGUUUUUGGGGGUGUUUCAUUGUGAAAAGAUUAAAAUAUUUGCUUCAGAAUUUCCUAGGGAUCAAAAUACAGAUCAAGACAGUCAACCUUCCUUUGAUUUGUCUGGAAAGGCUAUGCCCAGUUUGGAAUCAUUGUACUUAGAUGUCAGUCACGUUAGACUAAUGUGCCACAACCAUAUUCCAUUUGAAGGAUUCUGCCAACUAAAAGAACUUUUUUUGGCCAAGUUAGAUGAUGAAUCAAUUCAAUUUUUCUAUGGCUUCCUCAAAAGGUUAUUCAAACUGGAAACACUGGCUCUAAUGCAUAGUAGUUUCAAUGAGCUAUUCCCAAAUGAAAUAGACGCAACGAAAGAAGAUUCUCAAGUGGAUCCAUUUCUUCCAAAUCUUAGCUACCUGAAAUUAUUGAGCUGUAAUUAUUUGACACAUUUAUGGGCAUCCUCAACAUCUUUCACAAAUCUCACAACACUGGAAGUAGAGGAUUGUUAUGGAUUGGUAAACAUAUUUACAUGCUCAACUGUCAAAUCUCUUGUCCAACUCACAAAAAUGACAAUAAGAGAAUGUAAGUUACUGAGAGAGAUAAUAGCAAGUGAAUUUGACCAGGCAGAAGAAGAAAUCGUUUUUUGUCGGUUGAAAACUUUGGAGCUUCAUUGUUUAGCAAGCCUCACACGCUUUUGCUCAGCAAAUUAUGCCUUCAAAUUCCCAUGUUUUGAUCAAGUAAUUGUGAGUGAAUGCCCAAAAUUGAAGAUCUUUACUCAAGGAAGUUUAAGCACACCAAAGCUAAAUAGGGUGCGACCAACACAAGAAAUGAAUGGAGAAUAUGUUUGGAAGGAGGAUCUCAAUUCCACCAUUGAGCAGAUGUUUAUAGAUAUGGUAUUUACUACAAAUCUUUUUAUCUUCGCUACCACCUUUGCUAUUAAUAUUAGUUUACAUGUCUUUACUACCAUUAAAUUGGAUAUGAUUGUAUAA